AUGGCUGAGCUACACGUCGAGGAUGGCGGAGAUCGCUUGAAUCGGUUACGACUUGGUGCUGAUGGCGACUCCUUCUACGUCAGGAUCAACGUAGAUAGAGGCAGCGAGAAUAAGGAUGAGCUUGACAUCAAAGCGGGAGAAAUAGUGUUUGUUGAUAAUACAAUGUUCAUGGGACAACGAGGAAAGUGGAGAGCAUGGAAGGUGGACAGGGAAGGUCGACAAAGAGAAAAUGGAAUUAUCCCAUCAGCAACUCAAAUGGAGCGGAGCGACGUGAGAGGAAAGAAGGCUAAGAAUCGCAUGACACUUACGCGGCCGAUCUAUGAACGCGUAGAGCGAGUGUCAUCUUCGAAACGAAGGCCUGUGGUGCUUUUUGGCCCUCUUCUCACACCAAUCAUCCAGACUCUUCUGGAUGAUUCUAGUAGAUUUUCUCAUUGCGUACCGGAAUGUCGAGCCUUACAAUCUAUGGAAGUUGAACGACUCCUUGCCACUUGUGAGCUAAUCGAGGCUAGGAGGAGAGAGACUUUAUACGAUGUCAUCACAGCACCAGCUAUACACCACUUCGCUGAAUUA
Messenger RNA from Strongylus vulgaris, 570 nucleotides. NCBI's taxonomy places the organism in Eukaryota, Metazoa, Nematoda, Chromadorea, Rhabditida, Strongylidae. The record is from the annotation of a GenBank genome assembly.